GGCAACGAACACGCCAGGGAAUUUCUGGCUCACGCGCCAACCAAGGGGCUCUGGAUGCCACUGGGGAAGGAAGUCAAAGUGAUGCAGUGCUGGUUAGGUUUUCACAGCAAAGUCAUUUCCUGCCGAAGAUGAAGGCCACAUUCCGUGUUCUGGGAACCGAUGUAAGGAACAAGGCUGUGAAGUCUCAGCAUCCAGCAUUCAGUCAUUCACAUGCUCUUCCUGUGUGCAUUGCCUUCCAAUGUGCCUGACAGCUCCACAGCCAGAGACUCUGCUCGCCUUCUCCAGAGAAUGAACCUCCUUCAAACCAGGAUCGGGGAGAGAUGCCACAUGGGCUUCUGACCAAGACUCCUUAUUUAAAGUACCCCUUCAACUCCAUUUCCAGAAGUUGGCGUUGUAAACGGUAUGGUCACCGAACGGGUGAUAAAGAAUGCCCUUUCUUUAUCAAAGGCAACCAAAAGUUAGAGCAGUUCAGAGUAGUGCAUGAAGAUCCCAUGUAUGACAUCAUACGAGAAAAUAAAAGACAUGAAAAGGAUAUCAGGAUACAGCAGUUAAAACAAUUACUGGAGGAUUCCACCUCAGAUGACGAUGGAAGCAGCUCCGGUUCCUCAGAAUGUAAGGAGAAACACAAGAAAAAGAAGAAAAAGGAAAAGCACAAGAAAAAGAAGAAAGAGAAGAAAAAGAAGAGAAAACGAAAGCAUAAGUCUUCCAAGUCGAAUGAGAGUUCAGACUCGGACUGACAGGCGCUUGACGCGUUCAGCUGUCCCGUCUCAGGUCAGACUCUGCGGCCCACGCAGAGGAACGUGGGCUCGGAGGGGACCGGGAGAGGAGGAAGGGUGUCUGGCGUCACGCGUGUGAUUUCUCACUCACCUUCCAGUGAAGAUGUGACCACAGGAGAGUGAGUUGUGUCCUCCAUUGCUGGCUCCAGAGAUGGCCGAUUUCAGGCAGGAAAGCUCUCUUCAGUGCCGUCCUCCCUGCUGGUCACCGUGGUUGGUGAUGCCUUAGAAAUGUCAGGGUGGCCGGACGAAGGGAUCCCUGAGGACGCUCCUCCAGGUGCUGUCACCCUCCAUAGUGAGGCUACCUAAUUCCCACAGACUUCAGCCUUGGCUUUUCUCUGUUGUUGAGGAUAAUAAAAGGUCAUUACUUUUUUAAA
Messenger RNA from Pteropus alecto (black flying fox), 1150 nucleotides. RefSeq names its product RP9, pre-mRNA splicing factor (gene RP9). NCBI's taxonomy places the organism in Eukaryota, Metazoa, Chordata, Mammalia, Chiroptera, Pteropodidae. Gene Ontology annotation, biological process: RNA splicing. The record is from RefSeq and is a predicted model, not a curated record. The transcript is spliced from 5 exons. The coding region runs from base 321 to 737 and encodes 138 amino acids.